Molecule: messenger RNA, 672 nt
Organism: Mesorhabditis belari
Lineage: Eukaryota; Metazoa; Nematoda; Chromadorea; Rhabditida; Rhabditidae
Source: the annotation of a GenBank genome assembly
AUGGUUUACAAAACGCCAAAGAUCAUGCUUUACUACAAGCCGACUUUGAUUUAUCAUCAGAUGCUCACUCCUGGCUCAAAACUUCAACUUUCCAACAGCUCAAAGCACCUCUUCUUCCUAUUCUUACAUCUCUUUGCUGUCAUUCCGCCACCACUUGCAAUGUAUAUCGUAGCUGAAUGGAAUGACCCGAAAAAGAUGAUAAGUGACAUGAAUUCACUUGUUCUUGAUGUUUUUGAAAAAGAACCACUUCGGGUUUACGCUUUUGCGCACGAUGAUAUCGGUCCGAAAGUUGUCGUUUGCGCUUAUGUGCUCACUGCAACAACUUUCGUUUCUUUGAGUGGAACUCUUGUUUUUUUAACAAUAAAUGGAACCAGACGAUUCACCAAGUCAUUCAGCGCUUCGACGAAGAAAUCGCAGAGAGAAUUCAUGAUAACGACGAGUGUACAUUACACCGUCUUUAUCAUGUUUCUCUAUGGCGGGUUGGGCGUUCUCAUUUCUCCGCUCAUCACUGGAAUCAUUGAUCAACGAACAAACUACUAUGGCUUGAUCAUCAUCGCGAUGAACAGCAUCGUCUCGGCUCCGAUUCAGAUCUUUGCUUGCAAAGCUUACAGAGAGUUUACGAUGAAAUUUUUCAAACCAGAGUUGAUAAAUUGCCAGUCUGCUUGGAUAAUC